AUGAAGUGGAUAUCCAAUUCUCCUUCCAAAGUGGGCGAUAACCCGGCCCGCGGAUGUACUCCGUACUAUGGCCAAAAUGCGGGAGUAGCGUCGGAGAUUAGAUCGCCCAGUACCCUUCAGUCCCGAGCCUCGGUAGCGUUCCGCACUCAUCCUCUAUUUUAUUCUCCUUUUCCAAGCUUCCAAGCUUCCUUGUACACAUCAUACACUAUGUCUGACCCUGAACACCCUCCAGGUGUCCCUACCGACCAUGCGGUGGGGAAAGCUUCCUCUGGGAGCUGCCCGAAGCGGCAGUUGUUAGCCGCCUUAACAACCACCGAUGUAACAAUCCGCCGACUAGAUCUAUUACUCUCCUCAGCAAGCGGACAAGAGCGGGUGUUAGCAACUGUCAACUAUGUUGCCUCCAUGCUGCACCAUCUCACAGCAUCAGCGCCCUGGAUAGCAUUACAAGCCCGGCUGGGGAUCCUUGCACGAUUGAGAGGCCGUGUCCCAACCAAAAACGUCACACCCGCGUCGUCAAACUCGAAAUUCGCGGCCCUUUGCGCUCUAGCAUCGGAAACGAGAUAUACCUUGCGACUGUUUGGGUUGCUUCCUCUAUGGAUUUGGGGGGCUGAUACCCUCAAAUCACCACCGGCGGACUCCAUUCUGCAUGCCCUCACCAUCCUACAGGUUAUCUCGAAUGUGGGUUACCAGAUUCUAGAGAACGUGGGCUACCUUGCUACCAAGGGUAUCAUCUCGAAACGUUGGGUGGAUAAAUAUGGAGGCAGUGCCAAGUUUGAUAUGUGGAGUUGUCGGGGAUGGCUCGGACACAUUUUCCUCCAGUUCUUUGUGCUCUGGCGCCAGAGUGUGCUGCGCAGAAAGCGAGUUGCGGCCCAGCGAGCCGCUGCCGGCACGGUGGAGAAUAAAGAGACCAAAGCGGAAGACAACGAAGCCCUGCGUUUGGAGAUCCGGGCUUGGAGGAAGAGCUUGGUUAACAAUGUUUUCUGGGCACCUUUGUGCUUGCAUUGGUCUCUCGAGAAAGGAAUUGGUAUUCCUGCAAGCCUGUCAGGGGUUAUGAGCUUCUGUGCCGGGGCUUGGAGUCUACAUGACAGCUGGGCUGCAACUGCAAAGAUCAAAGCAUAG
Molecule: messenger RNA, 1119 nt
Organism: Penicillium paradoxum
Lineage: Eukaryota; Fungi; Ascomycota; Eurotiomycetes; Eurotiales; Aspergillaceae
Exons: 2
Coding region: 1-1119 (372 amino acids)
Biological process (GO): peroxisome fission
Cellular component (GO): peroxisomal membrane
Source: RefSeq, a predicted model, not a curated record